AUGAGUGGAGGAUCUCAAGUUCACAUUUUUUGGGGUGCUCCAGUCAGUCCACUGGAAAUGACAGUCUCACAGGAACCAACUUCUUUAGCGUCCACUGCUGAGACCUGGAAAGAAAUUCAGGUUUUGUACAAUCACCAUUCCUUAAAGCUGAAGGAUGAAAAAUGCAGGCACAAAAAUCUCGAGGACUAUCAGGCCCUCAGACCUCUGGGCCUUCCAGAUCUUCCUCAUGGUCAUUUUCCAACAAAUUCUAUGAGCAGAUCUGUUCACAUGAAGGAUGACACCACACAUUGCAUUUCUGAAACACAAACUGUAAAGUCCCAGAAGAGUUACCUCUUGGGAAUGAGUGAUAGAACCAGCUCCAGUGAGCAAAUAUGUGGAUUUACGGGAGGAGUUCAGCAUAUUACUGAAGAAGAAAAGUAUCAAAAUCUUUCCAGUGAACUUAAGAAAACCGCAAAUGAACAGCAUGAUCAAUCAAACAUAUGUGAUGUCACUAUCCAUGAGGAUCACUGGAUUGGUGAGACAGUACUGCAAUCAACAUUUACCAGUCAGUUAUUAAAUCUUGGGAGUUAUUCAUCUGUCCAGCCCGAAGAAUAUUCCAGUAUGAUUAGUAAUGUUGUACUUCAAGACUUACUGGCAUAUGUAUCUUCAAAACAUUCCUAUCUCAGAGAUCUUCCUCAGAGGCAUCCUCAGAAAAUGAGCAGUAUAGAAUUUAUAGAGUUGGAGCAGCUUCAGCCAGACAUUUUAGUCCAUGCAGUUCUAAGAGUUAUUGAUAUCACUGUACUGACAGAGGCGUUAUACAGUUAUAGAGGGCAGAAGCAAAGGAAAGUUAUGUUAACAGUGGAACAGACCCAAGGUCAACAUUAUGUGCUUGUAUUAUGGGGUCCUGGAGCAGCCUGGUACCCUCAACUUCAAAGGAAAAAAGAUUAUAUUUGGGAAUUUAAAUAUCUUUUUGUUCAGCGGAAUUGCAUCCUAGAGAACCUAGAAUUGCAUACAACACCAUGGUCAUCCUGUGAGUGCCUGUUUGAUGAUGAUAUAAGAGCAAUUACAUUUAAAGCAAAAUUUCAAAAAAACACACCCUCCCUUGUGAAGAUGUCAGAUUUAGCAACACACCUAGAGGAAAAGCGUUCAGGAGUGAUUCUAAUCAAAGCCCAGAUUUUAGAGCUAGUGUUUCCCAUUACAGCAGUUCAGAAAAUAGCUCUAAAUGCUCGCAGUUCUCUGAAGAGUAUUUUUUCUUCUCUUCCCAAUAUUAUAUACACUGGCUGCGCAAAAUGUGGAUCAGAACUACAAACAGAUGAGAACAAGAUCUACAAACAAUGUUUUAGCUGCUUGCCAUUUACUAUGAAGAAAAUACACUAUAGGCCAGCUUUAAUGACCAUAGUUGAUGGAAAAUAUAAGGUCUGCAUCCAUGUGGGAUCAAAGCUGAUAGAGAAGAUUCUUCUCAACAUUUCUCCUGACUGGCUCCACAGAGUAAUAGUCCCUCCCUCUGAUGUCACCUACGGAAUGGUCGCCGCGGACCUGCUCCAUGCCUUGCUGGCGGGCAGCGGGGCACCUUGUGUCCUGAAGGUGCAGAGCCUCUUUGUGUUGGAUGAGAACAGCUACCCACUGCAGCAGGACUUCUCCCUCCUGGAUUUUUAUCUCAACAGCUUGAAGCAUGCAUCCCAGUCCUUCUCUGAGACCAGAGGAAGAAAAUGCAGGCGCUUUGAGGAAGAGCACUGA
Budorcas taxicolor (takin) is the source of this 1716-nucleotide messenger RNA. RefSeq names its product shieldin complex subunit 2 (gene SHLD2). The transcript has 8 exons. The record is from RefSeq and is a predicted model, not a curated record. NCBI's taxonomy places the organism in Eukaryota, Metazoa, Chordata, Mammalia, Artiodactyla, Bovidae. Gene Ontology annotation, cellular component: site of double-strand break; nucleus. Gene Ontology annotation, biological process: regulation of double-strand break repair via homologous recombination. The coding region runs from base 1 to 1716 and encodes 571 amino acids.